AUGGCGGAGGCCAGAAAAACAUACCAGACAGGACCCUGGUCUACUCCUGAUAUAAUCUCAGCCGCCCUAGUUGGACCUGUGGUUGUCGCCGCCUUCCUCGAGUCAUUCUUGUGGGUGGCGGCUUUCCUGUAUUGUUUCGGCAAGGCGUUCAAGAAGUCGGAUCACUGGACGCAGAAGAUGCUGGCGGUCUGGUUCUCCGUGUUGGGCAUAUUCUUGCCGGUCAUGAUCACAACAUUGCCUUUACCAAGACGGCUCACUCAAUACCUCCCAAAGGUGUUUGUUGAUAUUCUCCAACAGUUCGCAUUCUACUCCUUUGCGGCCAUGCUUGUUGUCCCUUGGCUACUCUGCGUUUACCGCAUGGUCGUUGUACCAUUGGGACGCACAAAGCGGAUCAAGUAUGUUCUAAAUGAACGCACCGCUCCGAAGAUAGUUGUGGUCAUGCCAGUAUACAAGGAGCCACCGGAAACAUUGUGGACAGCACUCAACUCGGUGGUCACUUGUGACUACCCAGCUGCUUGCAUUCACGCGUUUGUGUCCUUUGACGGAGACAACAUCGAUGAGCUGUACCUGAAGACCAUCGAGAGACUCGGUGUCCCCAUUACGUUGAAGAGCUUCCCAAAGUCGAUCGACGUAGGCUACAACGGUGCAAGAGUCACGGUCUCCAGAUUUCCUCAUGGCGGCAAGCGACACUGCCAGAAAGCCACCUUUCUCCUAAUCGACAAGAUCUAUAAGCGUUAUCUGCAACAGAAAGACGACCUGUUCAUUUUGUUCAUGGACUCGGACUGCAUCCUGGAUCCUGUGUGCAUCCAAAACUUCAUGUACGAUAUGGAGCUUCGGCCAGGCAGUAAACACAACAUGCUGGCCAUGACAGGCAUCAUUACAUGUCGCACGGAAAAGCACUCGCUGAUCACACUGUUGCAAGACAUGGAGUACCUCCACGGACAGCUUUUCGAACGGUCCGUUGAGUCUGGUUGCGGUGCCGUCACUUGUUUGCCUGGGGCCUUGACGGUGCUUCGGUUUUCGGCAUUCCGCAACAUGGCAAGGUUCUACUUCUCGGACAAGGCGGAAGAAUGCGAGGAUUUGUUCGACUACGCCAAGACCCAUCUCGGUGAAGACCGGUGGCUGACGCAUUUGUUCAUGCUCGGUGCCAAACAGCGGUACCAGAUCCAGCUGAGCACCAGUGCCUUUUGUAAGACCGAGGCGGUUCAAACGUUUCGGUCGCUGCUCAAGCAGAGGCGUCGUUGGUUUCUAGGGUUCAUCACGAAUGAAGUCUGCAUGCUGACGGACGGCCGGUUGUGGUGCAAGUAUCCCCUGCUUCUGUUGCUCCGCUUCGCCACACUCACCAUCAGGACGACGGCGUUACUUCUCUUGAUUACACUCAUCGCCGUGUCAAGCACCUCGACUCGGAUUGACUCGUUGCCUUGGGAGUUCAUGCUAAUAUCCUGCGGCUUGAAUUGGCUCCUCAUGUUCUACUUUGCCUGUAAGCUGCACCGCUGGAAGUCGCUUCUCUACCCUUUGAUGUGGUUGCUGAAUCCACUGUUGAACUGGAUCUUUAUGGUGUAUGGUAUCUUCACUGCUGGACAAAGAACCUGGGGUGGGCCUAGAGCAGACGCUGGCGCAGCGGAUAGGAAGGUGACGCCACAACAAGCCAUCGAACAUGCAUUAGCGACUGGAGACGAGUUGAACGUGGUGCCCGAGACAUUCAAGCCCGCAGUGGAAUUCCGAAAACGCCGUACCCGGCCAUCGCACCUUCAGCCGUCGUCGAGUGUCGAGGGCCGCUUCUUUUCGGCAGAGUACGAGUCCACUGCUCCCGGAGUGCUGGAAAAGGAUAUGGCGUCGCCGACUCCAUCUAACGGCGCCUUCGGCUCUCACCCACACCGCUUUGAGCACGAAUCCCUUGACAUGAGUGACUCGGAUAGCGUAUCCGUCCACACACCCAAAUUUAUCAACAGUUUCAGUGAGGACGAAGAGGGUCCUAGCGGUCAUGGUGGUCGUGACACGGGACGUAGGCCGCAGAGCACGGUCCAUUUCUCGCAACCCCUGGUACGAGACGGUCAUUUGUCCACACGAAGUGCAGCUCCGGCCUUGCCGGGUCAAAAAGAUGGUGGAAGCGAGGUUCUUGGGGUUAGAGAUUCGCUGACAGUCCCUGUUCAUACACGACGGUGGACAACGGACAGUCACCACAUUGACACUCGGUCCCCUCUGGGUCGGAACAGCCCAUUAACAGCCAUAUCGGCGGAAGAUGUCACUAUGGUGCAGGAUCAAGAGAGGCGGGGAAGCCUCAGCGGAAGCGAAGACGGCACCAACAGAAGGAGUAGCAAGACAUUGCAGCGGAAGAGACUACGAAAAAGAAGCCCGAGUCCUGGCAAAAUGGUGUAG
Molecule: messenger RNA, 2379 nt
Organism: Cladophialophora yegresii CBS 114405
Lineage: Eukaryota; Fungi; Ascomycota; Eurotiomycetes; Chaetothyriales; Herpotrichiellaceae
Exons: 3
Coding region: 1-2379 (792 amino acids)
Cellular component (GO): cell septum; cell periphery
Molecular function (GO): chitin synthase activity
Source: RefSeq, a predicted model, not a curated record